This is a messenger RNA of Panicum virgatum (switchgrass), 1311 nucleotides long. RefSeq names its product manganese-dependent ADP-ribose/CDP-alcohol diphosphatase-like. The coding region runs from base 49 to 1095 and encodes 348 amino acids. Gene Ontology annotation, molecular function: CDP-glycerol diphosphatase activity; 2',3'-cyclic-nucleotide 2'-phosphodiesterase activity; manganese ion binding. The record is from RefSeq and is a predicted model, not a curated record. The transcript has a single exon. Lineage: Eukaryota; Viridiplantae; Streptophyta; Magnoliopsida; Poales; Poaceae.
GAUGCCCAAGAUAGUUUUGCGCCUCCCCAUCCAUCACAUCCUUGUCUGAUGAGGACGUCGUGCUCCGCCCGCUCCAUCAGCAGCGGCCGCCGGCUCAUGCUGGCGCGGGCGAACGCCGGCCGGCCUUCGACGGAGCCGCUCUUCUCCUUCGGCGUCAUCACGGACGUGCAGUACGCCGACAUCCCGGACGGCCGGUCCUUCCUCGGCGUGCCGCGCUACUACCGCCACAGCCUCGCCGUCCUCCGCCGGGCGGUCCGCAGCUGGAACGCCCACGGGGGCGUCCGGUUCUGCGUCAACUUCGGCGACAUCGUCGACGGCUUCUGCCCCCGGGACCGGUCGCUGGCGGCGGUGCGCGCCGUGGUGCGCGAGUUCGACGCCUUCCGCGGCGGCCCGGCGUACCACAUGCUCGGCAACCACUGCCUGUACAACCUGCCCCGGGACGAGCUCGUGUCGGAGCUGCGGAUGCCGGCGCUGCCGGGGCGCGCCUACUACGACUUCUCGCCGUGGCCCGGGUACCGGUUCGUGGUGCUGGACGCCUACGACUUCAGCACCGUGGGGCGGCCGCGGGGCGACCCGGUGGCGGCGGCGGCGCGGCGCUUCCUGGAGGCGCGGAACCCGAACCGCGAAAAGAACAGCCCGGCCGGGCUGGAGGGCGCGGCCCGGCGGUUCGUCAUGUUCAACGGCGGCGUGGGCGCCGCGCAGCUGCGGUGGCUGGACGCCGUCCUCCGCGGCGCGGCGGCGCUGGGGGAGAAGGCCGUCGUGUGCAGCCACCUGCCGGUGCACCCGGCCGCGGCGUCGCCCACGGGGCUCAUGUGGAACUACGAGGACGUGGCGGCCGUGGUGCGGCGGCACGAGGGGUGCGUCGUGGCGUGCCUCGCCGGGCACGACCACAGGGGCGGCUACGCCGUGGACGACCAAGGCGUGCACCACCGCACGCUGGAGGCGGCGCUCGAGUGCCCGCCGGGCACCGACGCCUUCGGCCGCGUCGAGGUGUACCCCGACCGCCUCCGCCUCGUCGGCUCCGACAGAAUGGCCAGCACGGAGAUGCCGCUCAACUCCAGCUCCAGUGAUGAUGAGUGCCACCUGAUAGGGUGAUCUAUCUAUCUAUACCUGCACUGCACUGCAUCAACCAGACAGACGACCAAUGUACACAUCCACUGCAAUGAUGAAAAUGAUGAGCAACUCGUGCAAUUGGCAGUACUGAUUGAACGAACACUGUUAUGUACCACUUUAAUGUUCUAGUAACUCAUCUUUCACACCUCCUGAAAUUCAGAUGCUUGAACAAUCCAGUCAGUCAGUACGUCUGGACAA